Rubroshorea leprosula is the source of this 788-nucleotide messenger RNA. Lineage: Eukaryota; Viridiplantae; Streptophyta; Magnoliopsida; Malvales; Dipterocarpaceae. The record is from the annotation of a GenBank genome assembly.
AAGGUUAGGGAACAGCUCUCCAGAUUUAUGGCCGUACGUCUUCCUUGCAACCAUCUGGCACUUUUGGAAGAGCAGAAACCGAUUGGUGUUAGAGGGACAACGGCACCUGCCUCAUAUGGUUGCUAGCCAGGCUCAUACCUUUGCCUUGGAAAUGAGAUUUGCAUUGGAAACUACCAGGUCUCAUACCACUAGAGCCCCUAGAUGGGUCUCUUGGACCCCUCCAUCACACCCUUACCUUAAACUCAAUACCGAUGGAUCAUACAAUCAUCACUCAGACAAGGCGGCAGCCGGGGGACUCAUUCGCGAUCAUAAUGGGCGUUGGUUUCAUGGGUUUGCUGUCAACGUUGGUAUCACAACAAGUUUCUUGGCUGAUUUAUGGGGCUGCAGUGAAGGUCUGGGGAUACAGCAGUUAGUCUUAGAAAUGGACUCUCUACUGGCAAUUCAACUCAUUCAAAAUCGGCAGAUUUCAGCCGGCCCAGCCUCCGUGCUUCUCACUGACAUCUUCUUGUUGAUAGAUUCCUUUAGCAACUGCCUAGUGCAACAAACUCAGCUGCAGAUUUUCUGGCAUCCAUGGGUCAUGAUUUAGCUUUGGGCACUACAUUUUUUCCCACACCUCCUACGGGUAUUCAUAUGAUCUUGCAAAGUGAUUACAUAGGGACCAGGUUCCUUAGGACGUGAGCUGAAGUUAUAGCUUCUGAUGUUAUAGAUGGUAAAAUAUUCGAAAAGAAAAAUACAUAUCCACCAAGUAUUGGGUCUAACAUUUAUUCUGAUAAAGGUUCAUACCUGUA